This is a messenger RNA of Plasmodium gonderi, 8799 nucleotides long. RefSeq lists its product as hypothetical. Gene Ontology annotation, molecular function: protein binding. The record is from RefSeq and is a predicted model, not a curated record. The transcript has a single exon. Lineage: Eukaryota; Apicomplexa; Aconoidasida; Haemosporida; Plasmodiidae. Bases 1 to 8799 code for a protein of 2932 amino acids.
AUGCAUCCAAAAAAAAAUAAUGUCAGAAAAAUUAAUAGACAAUCAGGGAAUAUCAAUUUUAAUAAGAAAAAUAAUGGUUAUAAAGAAAACAAUUAUAAUCAAUCAAAUGGAGAAAAGGUAUUCAAAUUUAUGAGCGAUCUGAAGUAUAAUGCAUACAACAACAACAUUGAUAGAAUGCAUUCAGACAGAAGUUCCAACACAAGUCGUAAUGGUAAAUCAUACGGUGCUGCAAAUAGUAAGAGUAGAAAGAAUGUUACAAAAAAGGAGAAUAAAGAACAACGAAAGGAAGUAAAAGAGGACGAGGAAGAUGAAGAAGAUGAUGACUAUGAUGAGGAUGACGAAGAUGACGAAGAUGAUGAGGAUGAUGAGGAUGAUGAGGAUGAUGAGGAUGAUGAAGAUGAUGAGGACGAGGAUGAAGACGAGGAUGAGGAUGGAGACAUGAGCAACAGCGAAAUAAGCAAUUUCUCCUUGAUCAAAAAAAAGAAAGAAAAGGAAGAGUAUAAUAACAGUUAUUUUUAUAAAGGGUUAAAUAAAUCAAAUAAAAAAAAUAAAGUAAAUUUAAAAAAUUAUAACUCGGGAUAUUAUGACAUUUACUCCAAUAUAUAUUCAUAUUAUGAUAUAUUUACUGAAGAUAAAAAUGAAAAAAAAAAAUUUAAAUAUUUUAACGACAUGUUUUCUAAUUUCGAAAACAAAUAUGAAAAUAAUGAAUUUAACUACGGAUUAGACUUAAGCAAGAAGUUUCAAGAAAAACAUAUCCCUACAACACCUCUAAAUAAAAAGGGCAAUCAUUUUGAAAGAGCAUAUAUCAAGGAGGAAAGAGUAAAUUUGUCCCAUAAUCCUAACCAUUCAAUGGUAGAAAGUGGGAACUCGAACAGCUCAGGAGACAAAAUUGAAAGCAAUAUGAACAUUAGUUUUAUGAACAACAAUGUGUAUCAAAAUAGUGAUAGUAGGAAUACUAGAGCAAACAGGGACCAUCUACGAAGUAGGGAAAACAAUGAAAAUAAUGAUAUCAGUGGCAACAAUGUUAAUAAUGACAACAAUGGCAAUGAUGUUAAUAAUGACAACAAUGGAAACAAUGUUAAUAAUGACAACAAUGUUAAUAAUGAUAAGUAUGAUAAGUAUGAAAAGUAUGAUAAGUAUGAUAAGUAUGAUAAGUAUGAUAAUAAUGAUAAGAAUGAUAAGAAUGAUAAUAUUGAUAGUACAAAUCCGAACACUACGAUGAGUGGGCGCAAUGACGAAUUCUAUGUUAAUAGGAAUGCAAUGACAACCAAAAGGAAUAACUUGAAAAAAGUCAUGACAAGCAAAGAUCCACUUCUCAAUAGUAACAAAAAGAAACUCAUUUCAUUAAAGAAAAAAAAAAAAAAAAAUGCUAAUGAAGACAUAAGCAUUGACAAAGAAGAUAUAAACAUAAAUCUAAAUGAGUUUAAAAAGAAAUACAGUGAUAUGAAGAAUAACGUAGAUUACAACCAGGAAAAUACGCAAUUUGUGGAAUUGAAGGGAAACAUGAACCAGAACAUGAACCAGAAUAUGCAUCCAAACUUACAUCCGAACUUGCAGCCCAGAAUGAGUGUGAAUAUAAACAGAGAAAAAAUAAAGAAAAAGUAUGGUCACAUAACCGACGAUUUUGCUAAUAUUGUCAAAAGGGCAAAGGGUAAAAGUAGGAGGCCGGGGGUGAUGGAUAAUCAGGAAAAUAGCGAAUUGAGUAGCGGAAUUGUUUAUGCUAAAUAUGUUAAUUCGUAUAAGAAGAGAACCAAGUCGACCUCAAACAAUUCGAUUGAGGCAGCUACGGGAAGUCCAAAUCGAGGCGCAAACUUAAAAGAAAAGAAGACGAAGGUAAAAAAUGAAGAUAACAAAAGCAACACAAGCAAUAUCAGUAACGUGAGCAAUGCCAGCAACAUGAGUAACAUUAGCCUGGAUAGUUCUUGCUCUAUCGAGCUGAAUAACCAUUUGAAUGAAGAAAAAUUCUUAGAUAUGAAAAAGGAAGGGAGCAUGAAAUUUUUAAAAAAUCCGACGAAAAAGCGAAUGAAUAAGUUAAAGAAAAUUGUAGAAAUAUUAGAAUAUUCAAUUUAUAAUGAAGAAAAAAAAGGAUCUAAAUUGGAAUCCAAAUUAUACGAUUAUGUGUUACUAACAAGAAGUCUAAGACAAGAAAUAACAAAUCUAGAGGAACUGAAUAAUAGCAAUAAAACCAAAAUGGCUAGCUACGAAAAAGAUAUAACGAAAUUGAAAGAACAGAAUGAAGAAAUGAAACUAACCUUAUCUACUUUCGAAAAUGAAUUAAGCAAUUUAAUAAAUAAAUUUGAUAAAAAUUUUGCCAAAGAAUUAAUAGACACCAAAUCUCAAAAUGAUGUAUUGAAAAAGGAAGUGGAGCGUCUCAAAAUGGAGAUAGAAAAAAAAAAUAACGAAAUUAAGAAGAUAGAAAAUUGGAAUGAUAUGUCGAAGAAGUUCAGUGCGGAAAAUGUUGUUAUGCACAGUAGUGGAGGUGGGGCUACUACUGUGUUAGGAGCAUCUAGCAGUAAUACAAACAUUCCAGGUGGUACAUUGAAUAAUACUAACGUGACUAAAGUUAUGAACGCAGGAAAUGCACCAACAACUGGUAACGGAAUGCAAGCUCUGAAUGACAAAAAGGAUCAAGGAAAGGAGCCAGACGGAAAUGACCAUGAAAAAAAUAAAGAAUUCGUGACAUCUUAUGAAUUUCCCUUUUACUAUGGAAAAAGUGAAGAAAUUGAUCAAACUGUAUUGGAUGACCUUAUCGUAAAAAUGAAAACAGUAAGGAUUACUUAUGAAAAGAAUAUAGAAAAGUAUGAUGAUGAUACGAAAGCAACGAUUUAUGGGUGCUACAUUUCAAAUUUUAUUUUAGAAAAUAAAGACAUAUGUAAUCAUAAGAAAAUUUUAAAACAUUUGCAAGAAUUUUGUGUUGUGGAAUCGAAAAUUUUAAACGUUCAUUUAUGCUUGAGAAAAGAAAGAUGUGACAAUGUACCUGUUAAAGAACUUGAAAAGGAAGUUAUUAGACAGUUAGAGAAUCCAGAUUCUGAUAAAAAUAAAGAAAGAAUUUCGGUUAUCAACUCUAUUAUGUUAACACUUCUUUUCAAAAAUAUGCACAUUUACAAUUUGUACAGAAUAUUUUUCACUUGUUUAAAAUGUGACAAUUUUAGGUGGAUAAGAUUGAUUAAAAAGUCUAUCUUUCUUAAAUUCUUCGAUUUAUGCUUAAUUGAUAUGAACACAUCUGUGAAUAAUGAUAUCUCCAAUUUGAUGGAUGGUAACCCAAUACAUGCAUCACUAGGUCUUUAUAACACAGUGAAUAGCAAUUCGUAUGGAACCUUGCACCUGAACCCGAGUGCUAGCCAAAAUAUAGAGCAAAUCCAAUACAACAUAAAGCAUCCCAUGUUUUAUUGUUCAAAUGAAACGUUAAAGAGACUUACCUCAAGUAUGUUUCUGAAUUUUUCUAAAGAUCCAAUAAAUCCUCAAAAUGGUGAUAAUAUAUACCAUUACCUGUUACAGAAAAAAAACUUUGAUUUAGUGAAACUUCUUAAAUUAUCUGGUAAAAAUUACAACUACAUAUUUAACAAAAAUGCAGAAAAUAAAACUCCUCUCGAUUAUGUAGAUAACGAAGAAAUAAAAAUCGAUCUCAUAUCAGGAUAUAUCCUAGACAUAGCAGGGAAAGGAGCAGAAAAUUAUAAAAAUGCCAAAUAUGAUAUGGCAUUUAAUUUAUAUAGUGAAGCUUUGGAAAAACAAAUAAAAUUAUCCGAAUCUGUUAAAAUGGGUAAAUCUAUGAAUGAAAAUAUUGGGAAGCUGUAUUAUAAUAGAGCUAGAACUUUAAUGCAUCUAAAUAAAUGGAUUGAUGUUGUCGAAAAUUGUAACAAUUGCUUAAAAUAUAUACCCAAAUAUAUAAAUGCAUUUGACACACAAAUACAUGCAUAUGAAAACCUUUUAGAAUAUGAAAAUGCUCUUUUGACAUAUAAAAAUAUGUGUAUCAAAUGUAACAUUAAACCAGAUGAUAAAGAAGAUAAACUCAAGUCACAGAUUAAUGCCACUUCCUUUCAAAUUCUAAAUGUAAACAGAAAUUGUUCCGUUGCAGAGAUCAAACAAGCCUUCUCGAAUUUGUCUAAAAAAUGGCAUCCAGACAAAUUAGGCAUUAACAUAAGUCCUGAUAUUAAAAAAAGACACAGCAAUCAUUUCAAGAGAUUAUUUAAGGCUAAACAGUUACUUAUGAACGACGCCGAAAGACUAAAGGAGAAGAAGAAGAAGGAGACCAAUUAUGUCUAUCCACAAAUAAUUGAAGAUGCUAACCACGCAGGUACUAAUAAUAACAGUAAACCAACCACUUCCCAGAACGACCAAAAAGGUCCUAAUCAAGACAUCACUUCACAGUCAUCCACAAAAAGGGAAAAUAACGCCACUACCUCGACCACUUCCUCCUCCCCUGCAGCAGCUCCAGCUGCAACUGGAACUGGAACUACAACCGUUACAAAUGAUACAACUCAUAAAGACGACAAACGCAGGGAUGCAGCUGAGAUACCCAUCAGUAGUAAAAGUGGAACAUUUAAAUGUGGCAAUCACACGUCCAGCUUUACAAAAAGAAUGGGGAGAUACACAAACGGGGAAAAAAUGGCGAAUAACGAGAACGAAAAUGAGGUGAAGAAUAACUUUUACAAUUCAUACAAAGAUGACAUUGAUAAAUUUCAAGAAAAGCUAAAAAAUUUCAGCAAAGGAUUGAACACAGAAUCAGAGGGUAAUAAGAAUGCAAAUCCAUUUCUGAACCUUUUUGAUGGGAAAUUAACAAAUAUGAAGAACGAAAAAGUGGAUGAAAAUUUUUAUAAAAAAUUAAAAGAAGAAUAUGAAGGAUACACUGAUGAUGAGUUAACUAAUUUUAAAACAAAAAUUUCCAAUUCGAUUAACAAUCUCAUACAAACUGAGUUGAAUCUGAAAAGGGAAUACCAAGAAUUGUGUAUAAAAGAAAAGACAAAUGUUAUCAUGAAUGCACGACUCUGCAUCUUGCAAGAAAUACAGAAGGCCUUAUGUGUCCGAUUGGACAAAGAAAGGAAGCUUAAAGUUGUUGAUAGCAUAAUUAAAGGCAGGAGUGAUGAAGUAUCAGCCAGUUGGAGUAAAACUGAGAAUGAGAACCCGAUGGGAGAUGGGAACCAGACGGGAGAUGGCAACACAAACCGAAAUGGGAAUAUUAGUGGGAGCACAGCUAGCGGUGGAUCCACUUAUGUGAAAAAUCAUGCUAACGAGGACGACCUGCACGAAAACGAAAAGGGAGCGUACAAAAGUGGAAAAAGUAGUGUAUACACUGACAUGCAGGAGGAAGGAGAAAAAGAGGACGAAAAAGAGAAAGAAAAGGAAAAGGAAAAUAAAAAGAAAAGUUUGCCUAAGUUUGCGAAAGCCACGAUCGAACAUGAAGACAAAUCCGAAAAAUCACGAAGAAGCAGCACUGAUAACAGUAGCUGCUAUUCUGAGGAAACAGAAUUUUUUAGAGAUUCGAAGGUAAACAACAAGGGAGAUAAUCGCUACACAACCUUGGAACAACGGAAGCAGCAAUCAGAAGGGGGAAAUUAUCGUGAGGAAAUUCAAGAUGAUGAUAAGGAACAUGGUACAAAUCGAAACGAAGACAAGACGGAAUAUGAAAAAUCUCAUCAACAAGAAGUAGCACGAGAGAAAAAUAUGGAACAAAAAAUGGAUGAUAACAACACUAAAGCGUUAUUUUAUAAGGACGAAAGUGAAUAUUAUGAAGACAACAAAAGGGGGAAAUAUAAAGAAGCUACCGAUUCGUCUAAUGAGAAAAAUAAAAAUAAAAAAAUUUCAAACAUUAGCAAUAAUGACUGUGCAGGAGAUAACAAUAUGGAGAACGGGAAUAGAGAGAAAAAGAAAAAAAAAAAAAAAAACACAGAUUUUAAAGAUAUUAACAACAUGCAAUGGAAAGAACAUGAAUCCAAUGAAAAUUCCCCAAAAAAAAAUUAUAAUACCAAAUUGACAACAGAUCAUGAAAACUUCAUGUUUUGCGAUGAAAAAAGUAACAUUCAACAUGAAGGAAAUGAUAUCCAUGAUACCUUCGAGUUUAUUGAAAAAGAUCAAGGGAAAAAUCAACGAAAAUGUGAAGGCAAUAAUUUUUUUGAAAAUCUAAUAGAAAAUCAGUCCAAUCAAUCCUUUAGACAUUCAAACGAUAUACCUGUGGAGAAUAACAAAUUGAACGGAUGUGAAAACAAUUUCAACGAGAAUAAGUUAGGAAAUAAUAAUUUCUUCUCUCAAAAUAACGGUAAUAAUAUUAAAAAGAAUCAAAAUAUUCCAAAUGAUUCUUUUUACGAUGGAAAUAAUGAUAACCCCAAUGGAUUUGAAGAUAAAGAUGUUCGCACCAAGGAAGAAACAGAAGAGGAAGGUGAGGCAGAUGCCAAUAAUCAGCAUUUUGAAAAAUUGGUAAAUGAGAGAUCCUCCCUUAAUUUCAUCCAUAGUAACAAUUACUAUCAAGAGUUAGAAUCUCGUAAUGCUGGUAAUGGAAACGGAAAUUCUACUGGAGAUAAUAACAAGAAGGGAAACGUGUUGAACCACAUUGAUCACUAUACCGAAAAGAGGGAAACAAAUAAUGUCAACUAUAGUGGAAAUGUAAAAAACAGCUCAAAUAUGCAAAAAUCUAUUUUCACAAAUGAGGAACCAAUUUUUAGUAAAAAAUUUAGCAGAGAUGGAAAGACAGAACCUUAUUCAAACGAAGAGGACGAGUAUAACUACCUCAGGGGUAGAAUGAAGGAUUUUGCCAGCAUUGGAAGUACUAAUUAUACCAACGAGAAUAAAGAAAGAAGAAAUGGCAACACAGCUACUAAAGAAGUGAACAUUCGUAGAGAUGAUAACGUUAUAGCUGACCAUAUCAAUGGAAGUGAUUGCAGUAGUGUUAUAAGUGACAGAGAAGAGGAAGAGGAAGAGCAGGAGGAGAAAAGACUAAAUCCCAUGGAAAAAAUGUCAAAUAACAAUGUACCAAGUAUUAGUGAACAUAAUAGUGGCAUGCAAUAUAGCAGUAAUUUCCGAAUGGAUCACUUCAGUGACAACAACAGUGAUAAUGACUUCUUCAGAAAUAAUGCACACGAAAUGAUGAAUCAACGACAUUCACAAUGUUUGGGUAGUAAACACAUAAGCGAACAAGUAAUUGAACAUAAAGAAGAAGAGUAUAAUAUAAACGAUGAAGAAAGGAAUAUCGUUAUCUCAAGUAAUAGUUUGAAGAAAGAGGAACAGUUUUCUGCUAUGAUAUUUCCUGGAAGCAACAGUUAUAUUCACAAAAAUGUAGAUAAAAAUAUGUUUAACAUGAACAUUAAUAAUGUAGGAAGUAGUUGUUCUGGCAAUUUGAAGACUUCAUGCAGAGAAAAUUUUCUACAGAAAAAUUUAAUAUAUUCUGAUGACACUUUAGGGAAAGAGAAAAAGCGAACUAGUUUCAAAGGAGGAGAAGGUGCUAAGUAUGCAAGUGAUAGUGAAGAAAUGAUAAAUAAUGAGAAAAUUUACAGGCUUUACAACAGCAAUAUGGGAAACCAUAGCGGAAGAAAUAGCAGAAGCAACAGCGGAAGCAACGGAGGAAACAACGGAGGAAACAACAUAGACAAUUGUAAUGUCAGCAAACUGAACAACAUGAAACAGUCCUUUUUUAAUCAGAGUAUUGUCCCCCCCCAUGAUGCAGCUUCAAUUAGUAGAAAGAAUGGAAGCAGGAACGCCAUGCAAAAGGAUAAUAAUAACAGCGAAGUCUUUGCAAAUUUUACCAAUGAUCAAUAUCACCAAGAGGAGAAGCAUCACCAGUCACAACCUCACCAGUCACAACCUCACCAGUCACAACCUCACCAGUCACAACCUCACCAAUCACAACCUCACCAGUCACAACCUCACCAAUCACAACCUCACCAAUCACAACCUCACCAGUCACAACCUCACCAGUCACAACCUCACCAAUCACAACCUCACCAGUCACAACCUCACCAGUCACAACCUCACCAAUCACAACCUCACCAAUCACAACCUCACCAGUCACAACCGCACCAAUCACAACACCAUUAUCUUCAACACAAUCAUACACAAUAUGCGUAUACAAAUGCCGAAGGGGGAUCCUUUUACAUGAACUCAGAUAAUGCAACUCAUUACAGUAGUAACGAGCGACACGAAAAACACAACCAACUUGAUGAAGGAGCAGUAAUAAAUGGAUCAAAUAAUGAAAAUGAUAAAAUUUUCUUCAAUACAGAUUUAUAUGCAAAUCAAAGUAAUAGCAAUAACCCAUAUGAAAAGAAUCUUGACAAUCCUUUUUCUGAACAAUUAAACAUGAAACAAGAUAAUUUCUUUUAUGAUAACGACAAUUUUCCAUAUAAUAGCGGAAAUUAUUAUGGUAAUCAGCUGAACAAGUCAUAUAAUUAUGAGAACGUAAAACUUCGAAAUUCAUUCAUUUAUAUAAAUGAAAAUGAAGAAAAAAAUCAAAAUGUUAAAAAAAUGUUUUCAAAUGAUGUAAUAACAGCUCCAGUUUCGAUAGAUAAAGAAUUUAAUCAAAAAAAUAAAUCCGCAUUUAACAAUGAUGUAGAUAAACAUAAAUUUAAAAAUAUCAGAGGAAAAGUUCCAAAUGAUGGAAAUGAUUUAAUCAAAUUGAAAAAAUCUUCUUUAGAUAAAGUAAAUUCAAAAAUUGACGUAAAUAAAACUAGGUCCACAGGAGUAGAACCCUUUGGUGCUUCAACACCAAAAAAAAAUUUUAAAAAAAAUAUAAACACUGAUGAUACGUACAAGACAGCUGAUCAUACGAAAAAGGGAAAACCAAAAGCUAAAGACAAUUCUAGUAAUAAACGGUAG